AUGUCUGCCGGUCUCAAAACCAUCAUCGCACUCUCCUUCGUGCUCGCCGUCGGAUUUCUCCUCGUUAUCCUGUCUUGUGCGCUGUGGAAGGUCUACUAUCCUCUGCUUGUUGUCGCCACAUAUGUCAUUGCGCCCAUUCCCAACUGGAUCUGCGGACACUGCGCCAACCCCGAUGAUUUCGUCGAGAGCUCCGGUGCUGCAGUUCUAGAUCUUGGACGUUUCUUUACAGGAUUCUUUGUUGUUAUGGGAAUCGCUCUACCUGUCGUCCUCGCACACUCCGGCCUCAUCGAAGUCCAAGCCAUGGUUAUGUCCAUAAUCGGUGGUCUACUGAUUUACGGAACCAUUGUCAGCUUCGGUAUGUUCUUCCACGAGGAGCAGGAUUUCUAA
Molecule: messenger RNA, 387 nt
Organism: Fusarium venenatum
Lineage: Eukaryota; Fungi; Ascomycota; Sordariomycetes; Hypocreales; Nectriaceae
Product: vacuolar protein sorting 55
Biological process (GO): late endosome to vacuole transport via multivesicular body sorting pathway
Cellular component (GO): endosome; Vps55/Vps68 complex
Source: RefSeq, a predicted model, not a curated record